AGUUGCUAUGACAACUUUUACAUUCUGUUCGAUUGAAGCGUGCCAAAGUCAAAACAAACAGGGUAAUUCUUCAGCCUCUUUUGCUGGUAAAGUGCUCUCAGUACUUGCACUUACUAUCAAACACCAUGCCCUCUGAAACUUACGAUGAUGAUGACGAUGAACAAGAAGGGCCAAAAAGUUCUUUUGGCACUUAUUUAGCUGAAGGAGAUGCUCUUUUUAAGCAAGGUGAAUACAAAAAAGCCUUGGAGAGUUAUAGUUUGGCAUUAGAACUACAACCGGAAGAUAAAAUAUGUUUAGUUGCACGCUCUAAGUGUCAUUUAAAGCUUGGCGAUCCUCAGAAAGCAUUACAAGAUGCUGAAGAAGCCCUAGCAGAGGACAAAGAUUUUAACAAGGGGUUGUAUCGAAAAGCUGAAGCCCUAUAUUGCAUGGGAGAUUUUGAGUAUGCACUUAUGUAUUACCACAGAGGACAUAAGUUGCGUCCCGAACUGGAUGAGUUUCGAUUAGGAAUACAGAAAGCACAGGAAGCCAUUGAUAACUCUAUUGGAAGUGCUGCUAAAAUUAAGUUGGAGAACAAAGGAGACUUAUCAUUUUUUACAAAACAAGACGACCUUGGUAAUAAAAAACGAGGGUACACGAAACCUACUAGAAACAAGUUAAAACCAACUAUUGCUCACCGCAAUAAGGAAGCAAAGACACCUCCUCCAUCAAAAAAGACAGUGAAACAACUACUUGGAGAGCUAUAUGCUGAUAGGGAAUAUCUGGAAAAGCUUAUGAAGGAUGGAGAAUUUAUCAACAGCAAUCCAAACCGCCCCAUAUAUGAACUUGUGCAGGGCGGCCUGAAUUAUCUUGACACUAGAACAGAGUUUUGGCGACAACAAAAACCACUGUAUGCUCGAAAGACAGACCAGAGUAAGCCUCGUAAAAAGAAAUCCAAACCGUCUGUUGGAAAGUAUGUGUUGAAGCAGCUCGAAGAAAUUGAUGAAGCUUUGUCAUCUGGUGACCCACAUCGAAGCAUUCGACUUGCCAACGCACUUCUCAAGCAUGUCAACAGUAUAAAGAAACACGACCUUCCGAAUAAAGAGGAAGUGAUCGCCAAUAUUCAUUCGUGUAUUGGAAAUGCACAUGUCGAGCUGGUGCAAUUACCGAAAGCACUUAAACACCAUCAGAAGGAUUUGGAGAUUUCUACCAAGAGUAAGUUGCAAGAUGGUAAAUCACGUGCUCUUGACAAUGUUGGCCGUGUAUACGCAAGAAUGGGACAAUUCGAAAAAGCUGUAGAAAGCUGGACCGAGAAACUACCUUUGGUGAAAACACCCCUUGAAAGCACGUGGCUGUUUCAUGAAAUUGGGCGAUGUCAUUUAGAAUUAGGAGAAUGUGAGGACGCAAAAAACUAUGGCUUAAAAUCUCUCGCCGCGGCGAAAGAUUGCGACGACGAAUUAUGGCAACUCAAUGCGUCCGUUCUUAUCGCGCAGUCUGAAGUCAAACUUGGUAACUUAAAUGAAGGCGUGGAUGCGUUUAACGAUGCGUUGGUGUUAGCAACUUCGUUAUCAGACCUCGCUGCCGAAGCUGCCAUUACUAAAGCUCUAGACGAUCUGAAAAAGAAAUUACACGAGGAUUCUGAUGACCUCUCUGAUAAAAGGGGAACAGAUUCAGAUAACGAAUCAGAUUUAUCGCACAAGGAUGGAGACCGCUCUGACGCUGAAAGCGAACACAGUGAAACUGAAGAGACGCGGCGAGGUAAAGUUACAGAUGGUGUCAGAUCUACGGAUAGUAGCGAUGAAGAAGAAACACAUGUAGAUAUAGAUGCAGAGGAUACCCCAAGAGAUGCAAGUGACGCUGAUACUACUCCUCGCAAUAAAAACGACGUAGAUGAAGAAAGUGACGCAGAAUAUAUCCUAAAAGAUGCAAGUAAAAAUAAUGAGGAUGAAAAAGCUGACGCAGAAGAUACUCCGAGAGAUGUGAGUGAAUCUGAUACUAGUCCUCGAGAUAAAAACGGCGUAGAUAAAGAAAGUGACGCAGAAGAUACCCCAAGAGAUGCAAGUGACACCGAUAGCUCUCCUCGUGAUAAAAACAAUGAGAUUGAAAAAGGUGACGCAGAAGAUACCCCAAGAGGUGUAAGUGACGCCGAUAGCACUCCUCACAAUAAAAACAGUGAUGAUGAAAAAGCUAACGCAGAAGAUACGCCAGGAGAUGCAAGUGACACCGAAAGCACUCCUCGCGAUAAAAACAACAAGGAUGGAAAAGGUGACGAAGAAGAUACGCCAAGAGUUGCAAGUGACGUCGAUAGCUCUCCUCGUGAUAAAAACAAUGAGAUUGAAAAAGGCGACGCAGAAGAUACCCCAAGAGGUGUAACUGACGCCGAUAGCACUCCUCACGAUAAAAACAGUGAUGAUGAAAAAGCUAACGCAGAAGAUACGCCAGGAGAUGCAAGUGACAUCGAAAGCACUCCUCGCGAUAAAAACAACAAGGAUGGAAAAGGUGACGAAGAAGAUACGCCAAGAGUUGCAAGUGACGCCGAUAGCACUCUUCACGAUAAAAAUGACGAUGACGAAAAAGGUGACACAGAAGAUACUCCGAGAGACGAACGUAAGGUCGAUGGAAAACAGCGUGAUGAAAAGGAAGAAGGGGAUAUGGAAGCCACUUUGAAAAAGGAGGAUACACAAGAUUCCCUGCGUGACGAUGUGGUAGGUGAGGCAGAAGACACGCAAGGGGAAAAGAGGAAGGAUACUUCGCAUGAUGGGAGUGAUACUGAGAUUAACUCCCGCAUAAAAGACGCUGAUCACGACAAUAAUGUUGAUAGAAAGGAGAAAGAAACAGAUGACAACGAGAAAGAAGAUGAGAGAAUCAAAAGUGAAGAAGCUGGCGAUGAAGACAAUAAUGAGAAUGUUGCAAAUACUAAAGUGAAAGAAGUUUCGCGUCACGAAACGAGUAACGACGAUACGCUGCUUAAAAAAGAUAACAGCACAGUCAGCGGAAAGGCUGAAGAUGACAAAGUUAACAACGAAGGGAGUAGUGACGGAAACAAGAAUGACGAGAAGAAACAGGAUAGUAGAGAAAACUCUACUUUUGAAGAUGAAACAUCUAAAAAAGAUCUACCGAUUGACGAACAGAAUGGUAGAACGGACGGUGACCACGUUGAAGAAGAUGCGGCUAAAGGAAAAAGCGAAAACGCGAAAGGAGAUCUAGCGGCGUCAAAUAACAAAGAUAGCGAUGAAGGUAAAGAUGAAGAGGAUGAACUUAACAACAACAAAGAAAAGAAAGGGGAUUCAGAUAGCACGAAGUUAUCUCACGAGGAUGCAUCUGUUAGUAACGAAGAGAGUGCGAAGCAAGAAGGCGUUGACCAAGCUGGAAGUAACAAUACUCACGUUGACGAAAAGGAUGACGUGGAGAGCGCCAACAAAACUGAUGAUGAGACAGACGACGAAAAAGAUGAAUACAAAGUGUCGAAGGUUUCUGAUGAUAAACAAGGUGAUGAUAAUGAGGAAGAAGUAAAGAAUCUCACUCCGCAAGAGACAUCACGAGUUGCUGAACAAUCUGAGUCGUAUUUGGAUGACUCGCAUUUGGAUGACUCGAAAGUGAAUGAUAUUACCUCUGAUAAGAAAGAUACUCAAGCUGAAGUGGAAGAUACCUCUCACACAGAUAAAAAUGAGUCCAUUUCUGAUAAAGAAAGCAAUAACUCUGUCGUUAAUGAACAAAACUAUGAGACGAACAAAAUGAACAGUGAUAACGGCGGUGAUAACGAGAUAGGUGACCAGACACAAGAUGAUAAGAGGCCUGAGUCAGGUCACAAGAAAACUGACGAAGAGUCCAAUGUACAGGAGAAAAAUAGUGACGCCCAAAAGAAAAAUAGCGACGUGUUGUCACCUGAUAAGGGGGAUAUUGACAGAACUCAUAGUAAGAAGGAUCGCAACGAGACCCUUGAUGAUAAAAAUAGCGGUGACGAGACCUCUGGUGACAAAAUUAGCGGGGACGAGACAUCUGGUGACAAAAAUAGCGGUGACGAGAACCCUGGUGAGAAAAAUAACGGUGACGAGACCUCGGGCGACAAAAAUAGUAGUAACGAGACCUCUGGUGACAAAAAUAGAACUCCUGAGACAUCUACCGACUAUAAGAACAGUGUCGAAUCUUCUUCGUGAUGCAAACCAGAAUUUAAAGUAAUUUAAGUCAAACAUUCCUAUUCUUCGUUGGACGUAGAUUGCGUAGCAGGAGCUGUAUUUUUAUGCGUAAAGCACACGCUUAAUAAAGUGAUUAUAGAGAUAAUAUAUUUUUCAAGGGCUGUUCAGCCCGUUUUUUAUUUUAGAGUACUGAUGUAAUUAAACAUGUAGAUAUAAUAAUUCUAACACACCAA
Messenger RNA from Hydractinia symbiolongicarpus, 4345 nucleotides. RefSeq names its product dentin sialophosphoprotein-like. Gene Ontology annotation, molecular function: protein binding. NCBI's taxonomy places the organism in Eukaryota, Metazoa, Cnidaria, Hydrozoa, Anthoathecata, Hydractiniidae. The transcript is spliced from 11 exons. The coding region runs from base 126 to 4133 and encodes 1335 amino acids. Gene Ontology annotation, cellular component: cytoplasm. The record is from RefSeq and is a predicted model, not a curated record.